AUGCCUAAAAGGCAGACAACCCUGGACAGUGAGGCGAAGCUGGGCCGGGAGCAGCCUGGCUGCCUGUUCUUCUGUGACUGCCACUGUGACCUUGGUGAAGGUACCUUUGACCGGAGCAUGACCCUGCUGGAGGUGUGCGGGAGCUGGCCGGAGGGCUUCGGGCUGCGGCACAUGUCCUCCAUGGAGCACACAGAGGAGGGCCUCCGGGAGCGGCUUGCUGAUGCCAUGGCAGAGUCACCAAGCCGGGACGUUGGAAAAAAAAAGGAAAAAAAAAACAAUGCCAACAGCCCAGCGUCCGUGAACAACCCAACAGUAACAAAGCAUGCGUUCGGGAUGGAGGAAGAACUGCAGCGAGAGGGAAGCAUCGAGACCCUGAGUAACAGCUCAGGUUCCACCAGUGGCAGCAUCCCAAGAAACUUUGAUGGCUAUCGAUCUCCGCUCCCCACCAAUGAGAGCCAGCCCCUCAGCCUCUUCCCCACCAGCUUCCCGUAG
Messenger RNA from Elephantulus edwardii (Cape elephant shrew), 492 nucleotides. It is a transcript of the gene BCAS3, whose product is annotated as breast carcinoma amplified sequence 3. The record is from RefSeq and is a predicted model, not a curated record. The transcript has 4 exons. The coding region runs from base 1 to 492 and encodes 163 amino acids. NCBI's taxonomy places the organism in Eukaryota, Metazoa, Chordata, Mammalia, Macroscelidea, Macroscelididae.